Molecule: messenger RNA, 378 nt
Organism: Anoplopoma fimbria (sablefish)
Lineage: Eukaryota; Metazoa; Chordata; Actinopteri; Perciformes; Anoplopomatidae
Product: 15-hydroxyprostaglandin dehydrogenase [NAD(+)]-like
Exons: 4
Coding region: 1-378 (125 amino acids)
Cellular component (GO): cytoplasm
Molecular function (GO): oxidoreductase activity, acting on the CH-OH group of donors, NAD or NADP as acceptor
Source: RefSeq, a predicted model, not a curated record
AUGGAUGUAGCCCUCCUGGAUGUGAAUGAAUCUGCAGGGAAGAGUUUGGAGGAAGCUCUCAACAAACAGUACGGACAACAGAGAACUCUGUUCCUCAACUGUAAGGCUGCCUCCACCGGCGCGGGCUACGGUAUACGGUUCAACGCCCUUUGUCCAGCUUUCGUCCAAACUGACCUCUUCUCCAACAUUUAUGACAGAAUGGGACAAUUUUCCCAGCUGGCUGCUGAGACACGAGUGUUUGUGGACAAAGGGGUGUUGAAUCCGUCUGAGGUAGCGGAGGGCCUCCUCGAGCUGGUGACCAACGAGACGAAGAAUGGAGAGGCCUUCAUGGUGAAAUGCAACGUAAAGAAAUACAUGACGUUUCCUGAUUUAAGCUAG